AUGGGCCACUCAUCCAAAGCCCACCUCGCCUCGCUCGAAAAAAAAGACCACCACCCCCAACAACAACAACAGCCACCACCCUACACCUACGCGCCCAGCAUCCAAGCCAACGCCUCCAGCAGCACAGCGCCCUACCACCCUCAAGCAGCAAACCCCGUCCUAGGCCCCCCAACCCCCAUCAAGUCCUUCAACAUCACCAACGCGGGGUUCUGGACCCACAAGAACCUCGUCGUCACGUACAACGGCCAGGCCAUCUUACACGUGAAUUCCAAGUCGACGGCCAAGGGCUUCGGGCCGCCGAUUAUUCGGUUGUGUACGGAUCCGCAGGGGGGUGUGGUUGUUGCUGCGGCGAAGUGUAAGAACUGGAGUUCCGGCUGUAAAAUCCUCCUGGGGAACCCUGACGCCGCGCCAAAGGAGGCUUGGGGCGAGGUCUCGAGUGAGAGUUUCUCCGACAAGCAGUUUGGGUUUUAUUUCCGGGAGAGGAAGUUUUUGUGGAAGAGAACCCACGACAAGGCCCUCGGCGGCUCGUGGUUGAGCUCCAAGGACUUCAAACUCGUCGAUUACGCGGACCAGAGGCGUGUGCUGGCUGUGUAUGUCUCGGACAAGAAGAUGUUCAGCGGUUCGCAGGUCGGGCGGGUGGAUUUCAUGGUGGAGCUGGGGCAUGAUUUGGAACUUUUGAGUUUGGCGGCGAUUUUGGGGAUUGAGGAGACGAUUCGGAGGACGGAGGGGGCGGCUGCUGGGAGUGGUGGUGGUGGUGGUGGUGCGUAG
This is a messenger RNA of Zasmidium cellare ATCC 36951, 768 nucleotides long. RefSeq lists its product as uncharacterized. The transcript has 3 exons. NCBI's taxonomy places the organism in Eukaryota, Fungi, Ascomycota, Dothideomycetes, Mycosphaerellales, Mycosphaerellaceae. The coding region runs from base 1 to 768 and encodes 255 amino acids. The record is from RefSeq and is a predicted model, not a curated record.